Messenger RNA from Sparassis crispa, 813 nucleotides. RefSeq names its product Clathrin light chain. Bases 1 to 813 code for a protein of 270 amino acids. The transcript is spliced from 4 exons. Lineage: Eukaryota; Fungi; Basidiomycota; Agaricomycetes; Polyporales; Sparassidaceae. The record is from RefSeq and is a predicted model, not a curated record. Gene Ontology annotation, cellular component: clathrin coat of coated pit; clathrin coat of trans-Golgi network vesicle; plasma membrane. Gene Ontology annotation, biological process: clathrin-dependent endocytosis; clathrin coat assembly; intracellular protein transport. Gene Ontology annotation, molecular function: clathrin heavy chain binding; structural molecule activity.
AUGACUGACUUCCUUGCGCGAGAGAGCGAGCUGUUGGGCGAGGAGUUCACUGGAACACCGACGGGUGGCUCCUACGCUACUGCCGGGGGGGAGAUUGACUUCGACCGCGCCGCCUCCGCCUUCCCCGACAUCUCGUUAGACGGUUCGGGCGACAUCCCAGCUGCCUCCGCUCCUCCUCCUGCCAAAACCUCCACCUUCUUGUUCGACGACUUCGCGAGUCCGCCCCGGGAGCGGGCGACGGAGGUAAAGGUGACGGGAGACGAGGAAAUCGAGAAGUUCGAGAGUGAGUUCCCGGACAUUGAAGUUCCUCAGUCGUUUCCACCUCCGAGAACUUUGCCUGCAUUCGGUCCUCCAACGACCUUUGCACCACAACCUCAACAGUCUGCUUUCUCCUCAACGCCUAUCCUGAGCCAUGCCGUGGACGAAGAAGAGCCGCAAGUUAUCAAGGACUGGCGAGAGAAACAGGCUGCCGAGAUUAAAGCCCGCGACGAAGCCUCGAAGGUGAAGCGCGAAGAGACCGUCGAAAAGGCGAACCGUGCUAUUGACCAGUUCUACGAGGAAUACGCUGCCAAGAAGGAGAGGAACAUCAGGGAGAACAAGGAACACGAGGAGGAGUUUCGUGCCGUGCUCUCCGACUCGUUGUCAAAUGGCACGACAUGGCAACGCAUCUGUGAUUUCAUAGAAUUGCAGAACUCGCAGAGCAAGACAAUUGCCAGGGCGGGCACUGGCACCACGGAUCUAUCGCGGUUCAAGGAGGUGCUCCUGCGACUCAAAAGAGAGGGCGACGCAGCACCUGGUGCAGCCGGUUAUUAG